AUGCCAGAGAGAUAUAUAUAUACAUAUGCUAGGGGAAGAUUCGGGUUUUCAAUUUUAGUGGCCCGACAAAGUUAUGAUAAUGAUUGCCAUUUGGUGUACGCGACGUUAGGCAGUAAUCCAGAUGCGAUGCGCAAAGAAAGUGAACUAUUCUUAGCGCACAAAUUCAAGGAGCUUGGGGCAGCUUUUAAGAUAGAAGAGGAUAUAGGUGACGAGCUUGUUGAGCUUAAAAACAAUUUUGAAUUAUUAUUGGAAGGAAAACCCUCGAAAGUUAUUGAGUUUGACUUUGUCUAUGGCACUGACUUCCAGAAAAGCGUCUGGAAAGAAAUUAAUAGUGUGCAAUGGGGAAAUACGACCACAUAUAAGAGAAUUGCCACCAAGGUAGGUAGACCGCGCGCAUCUCGCGCAGUCGCUAACGCAUGUGGGACAAAUCCACUGCCAAUCUUAAUUCCUUGCCAUAGGGUUUUGGGCUCUAAAGGUUCAUUGGGCGGGUAUAAGUGGGGCACACAGAUGAAAAUAAAAUUACUUGAGAUCGAAGGAAGCGCUCAAUUUGAGAAGGAAGCUACAACGACCUUUCAAAGUCUUCCAAAAUAA
Molecule: messenger RNA, 591 nt
Organism: Lachancea dasiensis
Lineage: Eukaryota; Fungi; Ascomycota; Saccharomycetes; Saccharomycetales; Saccharomycetaceae
Source: the annotation of a GenBank genome assembly